UUGGACGUGUGUGUGCGCUCGGGUUUCCUCGCCAGUCCACGCCCCUGCUGCUGCUGCGCUGGUCCGCUCGACUCAUCAUGUUGUGGACGACGGUCGCGUGAAUCCUCGCAGAACGUCGCAUCGAGCCGUCAUCUAUAACCAACCAACCAGCCAUCAUGAUCCCUGUAAUGGAAUUCCGGCAGUUCUCGGAGCAGCAGCCCGCAUUCAGAGUCCUUAAGCCGUGGUGGGACGUCUUCACUGACUAUCUCUCUGUAAUCAUGCUCAUGAUUGGUGUUUUCGGGUGUACCCUUCAGGUGAUGCAGGACAAAAUCAUAUGCCUCCCUCACCAGACAUCCUCUGAAAAUACGUGUGAUUUGGAAGUCAAGUCACAGUCACAGAUGCAAAUAAAUAUUUCAGCCGUACCGAGAGAAAUGACCGGCCUGAAGACCGACUUGGACCUUCAGCAGUACAGCUUCAUAAAUCAGAUGUGCUACGAGAGAGCCCUCCAUUGGUACGCUAAGUACUUCCCCUAUUUGGUUCUCAUACACACAAUGGUUUUCAUGGUGUGCAGCAACUUUUGGUUCAAAUUUCCGGGUUCGAGUUCCAAAAUCGAGCAUUUCAUCUCAAUGCUCGGCAAGUGCUUUGACUCUCCCUGGACUACAAGAGCUUUAUCUGAGGUCUCAGGGGAGAACCCUGAAGAAAACGAACACAAAAAGAGUCUCUUGUCCCACAUCCCAGUGUCACCUGGAGACGGUGGUUUGGAGAAGACACAGUCACUUCGGUCUAUUCCAGAAAGGAUUGUCGCCGACAAACCGACUGCUAGUGUUCUGGAUAAAAAGGAAGGGGAACAAGCCAAAGCUCUUUUUGAGAAAGUGAAAAAGUUCCGUUUGCAUGUGGAGGAGGGCGAUAUUCUCUACAUCAUGUAUGUGCGGCAAACAGUUUUCAAGGUGUUCAAAUUCCUACUAAUCAUAGCGUACAAUAGCUCUCUAGUCAAUCAAGUUCGGAACAAAGUGUGCUGUGAGGUGGAGAUUCAGGACAUGACGGGCUAUCGAGAAUUUGUGUGCAACCACACCAUGGCUCACCUUUUCUCCAAGCUCUCCUACUGCUACUUGUGCCUUGUUGCUCUCUACGGUGUAACAAGCCUCUAUACUUCCUACUGGCUCUUCUAUCGGUCGCUGAAAGAGUACUCCUUCGAGUACGUUCGGCAGGAGACGGGCAUCAAUGACAUUCCUGACGUGAAGAACGACUUUGCCUUUAUGCUGCACAUGAUCGAUCAGUACGACCCUCUCUAUUCCAAGAGAUUUGCGGUUUUUCUGUCUGAGGUCAGCGAGAACAAAUUGAAGCAGCUCAACUUGAACCACGAGUGGACUGCUGACAAGCUGCGUCAGAGGCUGCAAGUCAACGGCCACAACAGGCUGGAGCUCCAGCUCUUCAUGCUCCCUGGUUUACCGGAUACCGUCUUCGAGCUGACAGAGCUUCAGUCGCUCAAACUGGAGAUCAUCAACAACGUGACCAUACCCGCUGCCAUCUCCCAGCUGGAAGACCUGCAGGAGCUGUCUCUUUGCCAAUGCUCUUUAAAGUUGCACACAACAGCUACGUCCUUCCUCAAAGAAAACCUCAAGGUGCUUCGGGUGAAGUUUGAUGACAGCCGUGAGUUCCCCACCUGGAUGUAUUGUUUGAGAAACUUGGAAGAACUUUAUCUCACAGGGUCCCUCUGCCCUGAUGCGUCCAAGAAUAUAAUUCUGGAGUCCUUGCGAGAGAUGAAGUGUUUGAAAACCCUCUCGCUGAAAAGUAACUUGACUAAAAUCCCGCAGUCUAUCGUGGACGUCUCCAGCCAUCUGCAGAGGCUCUACCUGAACAAUGAUGGGACCAAGCUUGUGAUGCUGAAUAAUCUGAAGAAGAUGACCAACCUGACGGAGCUGGAGAUAGUGCGCAGCGACCUGGAACGCAUUCCACACGCAAUAUUCAGCCUGACAAGUCUGCAAGAGCUAGACCUGAAGGAAAACAACAUCCGCUCAAUAGAGGAGAUCAUCAGUUUUCAGCAUCUAAGGAAGCUCACGUGUCUGAAACUAUGGCACAACAGUGUGAUGUACAUACCAGAGCAUAUCAAAAAGCUCAGUAGCCUUGAGAGGCUUUACUUUAGCCACAACAAGAUUGAGAUUCUCCCCUCACACUUGUUCCUGUGUAACAAGCUGCGAUAUCUGGACCUGUCUUACAACGACAUCCGAUUCAUUCCUCCUGAAAUUGGAGUCCUUCAGAGUCUGCAGUAUUUUUCAGUCAACUGUAACAAAAUUGAAAAUCUGCCAGAUGAGCUUUUCUUUUGUAAAAAACUAAAAACACUGAAACUGGGCAAAAACUCUCUGUCCAUACUCUCACCAAAGAUUUCUUAUCUCAGUCAGCUGACGCACUUGGAGCUCAAAGGGAACCACUUUGAGGUCCUGCCACGUGAGUUGGGUUUCUGCGGCGCUCUGAAGCGCAGCGCUCUGAUGGUUGAAGAUGCGCUGUUUGAGACGCUGCCCUCAGACGUCAGGGAGCAGAUGAAGGCAGAGUAGCAGGUAUAUUCCACUCUACGCCAGGGGUGACAAAGUCACUCACAUAAUGGGUGGUCGUUUUAAAAUGAGUCCAAGUCACGGGCUGAACAACACAGAUGUUAUUGAAGAAGCUUUCACAGGGAAUAAGAGUUCAAAGAGAAUGCGAUGUCAAUCUCUGAAUGCCUAGAGGCUAACUUUGUAUAAAGCUCAGAUACAAAUUGUGUCUUCAUUUGCCACCAACUCCACCUUGUAACUCACAGUUUUUUCACCUUGAAGCACAAACGUCUUGAUUAAAAAAAAAAACAAAACAGAAAAAUCUCACCCAUCAUGGUAUUGUGGGAUAUGAGGUCAACAUUGAUGGUGCAUUUUUUAAGAACUUUAGUCUCAGAGAAUUUCAUUUUAAGCCAUUUACAUGGUCAGAAUAUUUCUUUUAAUGGUAAUGUUUGUGAUCUGUAGCUUUGAGUGCCAAAAAUUAAGAAUGUAUCUUUGCCAAGUGCACUUCAGGAUAUGAAGACUGUAAACUAUUUCAGCCUUAAGUCAGGUUUCUGGUGUCUUUGAACAGAUACUAACAUGAUUAUGCUGAAACUACUGCAUGAUUUCUCAACAUUUCUUCACUUGAAGUAGAUUUGCCAUGUCAAUAUAGGAAUCAACUAUUAAAUUCAUCACAUUCAUGAGUCAACUCGUCAUAGCGUCAUGGCUCUCUCUGUAGUAAGCUGAGGCUACAAGACCAUCGUGACCUAAAAUGUCAAACGUGUGGGACCAUUUCGCAAAGGACACAUGUUAAAGAAGACAUACAGUUCGUUUCAAAUUUUGAGCUAUUAUAUGGUAUGGUUUAAAAUUCAAAUAUGAAGUUUCAAAACAACAUUCAACACUACAUUACACAUUAACAUGCACUUUCUUGCCAUUUAAUAACUAUUUUAAUAACCAUUCUAGUAACUGUUUUUAUUUAAUACUACAAUCUGCGAACCACAUGUUGGCUUGUUCAUCAACUUGUGCAUAUGUCAUAUGCCGUCUAGUCAACUAAUCAUGAAGAUAGUCUAUCAAAAAAGUUGUUGGCUGCUAACAUGAAGUCAGUCCUGCUGCUAUUGUGCGUAUUUAAAUAUGGUCAGCUUUAAUAACCUUUAUGAACAGGAGAGAUGCAGAGACAUAUGGGAGACAUAAUGGGUUGGGUACUUAUUUAGGGAGCAUUUAUUAUCAUAAAUAAACUGUAUAUUCUUAUGUGAAUUUGUAGUGUAAAGUAUGUCUUGUUAAGCCAAUGACCAGGGAAUUCAAUCCAAAAAAACACCAAAAUUAGUGACCAAGUUGUGUUUUAAUUUUGCUUCGUAGAAGUCAUGCUGCUGAAGAAUCAAUUUGAGGAUAAGUAUUUAAUAUCUAAAAAUAGUUGCAUAAAAAAACAGCACUCCUCUGUUCACAUCUGGGUUAACAGGAUAGACUCGUCCAGACAAAGAGGUGUAAUCUUCACAUGUCUAAGCAAUGAGGCGAGGUUGACGGAUGUCAAACUGCUAACCAGAGCUUUUAAUGUAGCUCAUCUGUGUUAAAGAGGACAGUGAACAUAUGUAUGUGCUGUUGAACUGUUUUGAUGUCAUAAAGUUUUGGUUUUUUUAAAUUUCUGCUGUAUUCUCUGCUUCAGAGAUGUCAUGUCAAAAACUAGGUAUAUGUCAAUUAUAAACAGACCAGGCCAUGUAGUGCGUAUAUUAUGUAGUACUGAAUAAUGGUAUUUUGAAGUAGUCUAGAUACUUGGUAGAAUUCCUGAAGCAUGUUGCUUCAUUCUCCUGUAGAAUCCUCUGGGAAUAACAGUUUACUGGGAUCUACACCCUUAAAAAUUAAGAGUGUAUUUCCAGCCUUACGACACUGAUCUGUGCGAUCUGUCGCAGUCUGUGGUGUCAUAUACUUGCCUCGUCUUUCUGUAAUAUUCUGUUUUGCUGUAAUGCUUUAUGGCUUCAUAUCUUUUGUCGUAGAGAAUUUCCUCAGUUUUUUUUUUUUUUUAAGCAAUAAAAUACACGAUAUCGCUGUUCUGCACUGAGGUUUAACCAAAAAUAGUAUUGCCUCGCACUUUGUUUUGCACUUUUGUUGUACUUGUUAUUGCUUCAAGGAAAUAUAGCCAUUGGAUGUGUGGAGUGCGUCAAUAAGUCUGCAAAAUCAUGUAAACAAACACCCUCCAGCUCCUCUAUAAAGGUCAUCUAUUCAGGGUGGAACCCACAAAUCCUGUUAAUGUACAUGGCUUCAUGUGCUGAACUGUUCCUGACAAUACGCAGAUACAUAUUCAUGCUAGAAUAAGGCUCAGUACUGGGACACUUAAUAAAGGAGGCGCAGGUGUCCACGCACAACUUCCAACAUGAGCUUUACAGGCUUCUCCUUUUAGCUCAGUUAGUUACUUGUAUGACACUGGCGCUCGUGUUUAAACUGAAAAGGGGCAUUGAAACGUAACCAGCGAGUGUUUUAGCCUGAAUGUAUGUAAGAAGGAAGGACCUCUGAAUCUGUAAACCUCAGGCAAUAUACACAAAUUGGUUUUCUAUUGGAUCCUCUGUUGCACUUGCAGAUUUUAUAAAUGAGUUUAUCAUUUUAAAGAAGCAUGUGAUUGAUAUUGUAAUUCAAGGUUU
Molecule: messenger RNA, 5110 nt
Organism: Synchiropus splendidus (mandarinfish)
Lineage: Eukaryota; Metazoa; Chordata; Actinopteri; Syngnathiformes; Callionymidae
Gene: lrrc8c
Product: leucine rich repeat containing 8 VRAC subunit C
Exons: 3
Coding region: 156-2531 (791 amino acids)
Molecular function (GO): protein binding
Source: RefSeq, a predicted model, not a curated record